Molecule: messenger RNA, 1638 nt
Organism: Aureobasidium musti
Lineage: Eukaryota; Fungi; Ascomycota; Dothideomycetes; Dothideales; Saccotheciaceae
Source: the annotation of a GenBank genome assembly
AUGGCCACGUUUACCAAGAUCCCGGAUACUGAAACCCCUGUGGUAUCGGUCAAUCACCUUAACAAGAUCGCAAAGAUCAAUGACAAUGUCUAUGGAGGUUUCACUGAGUAUGUCCCCUGUUCCCUAAGCUUGACCAUGUAUUAUGUAACUAACAUAUCAAAAGGNCAUAUGGGACGUUGUAUCUACGGCGGCAUUUACGACCCUGGCAACCCCCUAUCAGAUGAGAAUGGUUUCCGCAAAGAUGUAAUUGAAGCCUUCAAGGAGCUCAAUUGUCCCGUUGUCAGAUACCCUGGCGGCAAUUUUGUAGCUACUUACCACUGGCUCGAUGGAGUUGGUCCCAAAGACCAGAGACCUGUGAGACCAGAACUUGCUUGGCUUGGAGAGGAGAGCAACCAAUUCGGCACGGAUGAGUUCUUGAAGUGGUGCGAGGUCGUUGGCACUGAACCUUACUUUGCUCUCAACUUUGGCACUGGCACUUUAGAUGAGGCUUUGGGCUGGUUGGAAUACUGCAACUCUGACAAGAACACAUACUACGCCAACUUGAGACGUAAGAAUGGCCGUGAUAAGCCUUACAACGUGAGUCAUACUUCUUUUCUUACAUCAAGAGAAUCAGCAGCUGAGUUAUCGACANNGGUCAAAUACUGGGCUCUCGGAAACGAGAUGUGGGGACCCUGGCAGGUGGGCCAGAUGACCAAGGAGGCAUACGCAGACAAGGCCUACCAAUGGGCCAAGGCCAUGAAGCUGCUAGACCCCAGUGUGGUACUGAUUCUCUGCGGCGAGACUGGUUACAGCACUUGGGACAGCUACGUCCUAAAGGAGUGCGUGAAGUGGGAUACUCACACUUUGGGAGGCAGUACAACCGCCUCGCUCAUCGACAUGCACAGUAUCCACAUCUACACAGCCUCAAACGAUCACUUGAAGAACGCAACUGCGCCUCGUAGCGCCGAGCGUGCAAUCGAGAUUACUGGAGGAUUGAUUGAUCUCGUCCGUAUUGAGAACAAGGUGCCCUACACAGUACCAGCACCCACCAUCUGUUUUGACGAGUGGAACGUCUGGGAUCCCGUACGUGCUCCUGGCGACAUUGGUGCAGAGGAAAAGUACACUCUGUCAGAUGCUCUUGCUGUCGGAGUGUGGUUGAAUGUUUUCAUCCGUCAAGCCAAGUACAUCGGCAUGGCGAACAUUGCUCAGAGCGUCAAUGUCAUUUCACCUCUCAUGACAAGCAAGGACGGUAUCCUCAAGCAGACGACAUGGUGGCCUCUGCUGUUGUUCUCCAAGUACAUGCGCGGCUGGACCGUGGCAGUCAAUGUACGCUGUGGCGAGUACGAGGGCGAGACUGAGCCAAAGUGGAUCAGAGGCACUAUUGAAACUCCUUGGCUGGAUGUCUCUGCUACCAUUAACGAAGAGGGUGUUGUCAGUAUGGCUGUUGUCAACGUUUCCGACAGCAAGGACUUUUCCACAAAGCUCGAGGGUGUCGGUAGUGAGUCGGUCACAGUCUACACUGUCACUGGUGACAACCCCAUGGUUGCCAACACCAAUGGUAACGAGGAGGAGGUUGUCAUCAAAGAGACCAAGUGGGACGGCAGNGGCGAGUUUACCUUCCCCAAGCACUCAGUCACUAUGCUCAGGUGGAAGGCCUAA